GAGCCAUAACUCCGAAGUGACUCAUUCUGAAGGGACAAUGAAAGCUCUAUUAAUUUUAAAUUUUAUUUUGGUUUUAUCAGCCCUUGAGUCUGAACAUCCCCCUGGUCAUCUUAAACCUUUAGGUUCUCAUCAGCCUCCAUUAGGCGUAUUGGACAGCACUGACUUUGUUCCAACGUCUCGGGAAUUCUUUGAUCAAAAUGUUCUUCCGGGAAAACCUGUGCUGUUUAAGGGAGCAGCGAAGAAAAUGCCUGCUUUUUCUAAAUGGACGGAUCAAUAUUUAAGUGAAAAAUUUGGGCAAGAGGCCAUUGAUGUUGAAGAAGGUAAAAAAGAAAACAGAUCACUGGCAACAUUUCAUUUCAAGUUGCAAGAUUUUAUCAGCCGUUACAAAGAUGAAGAUAUUUACUUGGUGGAAACUCUUCCAGCUAAGAUGAGAGAGGAGUAUGCACUUUUAAAGAGUUUAAGUUGUGGAGGCUAUACCAAUGUACUUCAAGACGCUGUUGUUUGGUUCAGCAGUGGUGGUACUAAAUCAGUGCUCCACUAUGAUUCUGUGGAUAACAUCAACUGCCUCUUUGAUGGAACAAAAGAACUAGUCAUGAUUAACAAGUCUCAUCUUGAGCAAGCACACAUCGACAAGGUCAAUGGGGCAUUCUCCACUGUUGACGUAGAUCAAGUUGACAUGUACAAAUUCCCAGGAUUACAGACAAUCCCUUAUUAUAAGGCUGUCAUGGAACCAGGAGAUUGUUUCUUUAUCCCUGCAAGAUGGGUUCAUCAGGUGCGUUCCUAUGGAAAACGAAAUCUUGCUGUGAAUAUUUGGUGGGCUCAUUUUGAAAAGUUUAACCAGUCAGACUGUGAUCACAGUCCUUACAAAGACAAAGAGUUACUUCCUCUUCAUCACUUUGAGUUCCAUCCACAAGAAGCCCUCAGGCAAGCAGCUUUGCAAAACAUUGGUGAAACACCAGUAACCUUGGAGCGUUACUUAGAAAUAAUUCAGGAAGAUGCUAAAGACCUUGGGGAUGAAGUAUCAAUUUUACCAACAGAGACACUAGAGCAGAAUUUUCACGAAAUGGACUUGAACAAGGAUGGUAAUCUAUUUCUUCAAGAUGUCACGCAAUACGUCGUGAGCGCUACAUGA
Molecule: messenger RNA, 1132 nt
Organism: Stylophora pistillata
Lineage: Eukaryota; Metazoa; Cnidaria; Anthozoa; Scleractinia; Pocilloporidae
Product: tRNA wybutosine-synthesizing protein 5
Molecular function (GO): calcium ion binding
Source: RefSeq, a predicted model, not a curated record